AUGGCCUCCCUUGACGAGUACUCCGUCGGGUGGGUUUGUACACUGCCCAUCGAGGUAGAGGCUGCCAAAGCUUCGUUCGACUGCAUUCAUGAGAACUUGCUACCCCCGGAUCUGAACCUCAACAACAACAACAACAACAACUAUAUUCUAGGAAGUCUUCAAGGCCAUAAGGUCGUACUGGCCUUUCCAAAUUGCCGCGCGUGUGAUGAUGGUGAAGAAGAUGAUAAACCCUCCUUAGCGGAUGUUGCCACGCAGUUACAGGCAAACUUCACAGCUGUCCGGAUCAUUCUUGUGGUUGGUAUUGCGGGUGCGGCUCCAAAGACGAACGAGGAUAUUCGUCUUGGUGAUAUUGUUGUAAGCAAUUCGGCAGUCGGUCUGCCGAGUGCCAUUCAGUAUGCCGCGAACGAAGAGCAUAUGGAAGAUCGACAUCUUCGUGAUAGAGCGCUAGGACGGCCGACUUCAUCACUGCUUCUCACAGCAACGAGGAAAGCCGAGACAGCCGCCAUCUUCGGUGACAGUAAGAUAGACCAGUACCUCGGCGACAUUGUACGCAAAGACCCCGUCGUUUUCUCCCGCCCAGGUCCCGAACCAGACCUUCUCUUCCAGCCGAAUUAUGAUCAGACAACUACUGAUUACAGAGAAAGCGCGCGCAGAGAUUGCGACCCGGGGGAAGACCGGUCCCGGCAGCCUCGGGAGACACAGGGACCUACAGUGCAUUAUGGCCUUAUCGCCUCCGGUCAUCAUGCGGUGCGCCACGGAACAACUAGAGACACAUUGCCGUACAAACAAAACGUGCUGUGUUCCGAGACAGGUGGGACCGGCUUGAAGGAUGCUGCUCAAUACCUGAUUAUCCGAGGAAUCUGCAACUUUGCAGAUUCGCAUCGCUCGAAGCUCUGGCACCCCUAUGCCGCAGUGACUGCAGCAGCGUACGCAAAGGAGGUCCUUUCGUUCAUACCCAAAGUCUCCAAGACAGUACCUCUGACACCCAACCCCGAGGCUGGGCCCAUUCUCAGCGCUUUGCUCUUGACCAGACCAGAGGUUGAUCGAAAGUCGCUGAUUGUAUUGAAAGGGCGCAGAGCCGACGGCACGUGCAAAUGGCUCCCACAGCAUCCACGCUAUCGGGAGUGGUUGUCAAACCCAAAUCAACCACUGCUUUGGAUCUCGGGUGGCCCCGGAAAAGGAAAAACCAUGUUGGCGAUCUAUAUUACAGAAGUACUAGAGUCGGUUGGUGGUGGUGGUGGUAUCACUGGUGAUGUUCUUCUCUACUACUUCUGUAGUAACCGCGAUAAGAAUCGGAAUUCGGCCUUGACCAUACUGAGAGGUCUCAUACAUCACUUUGUCGCCCUGUGGAGUGUGAAAGAACUGCUCGGCCAGUUUCUCGAUGCCGUUGGGAACUAUUUGUCAGAAGCCCCAAAAUUGGGAAGGCCACGACUGAAGCUUAUUUUGCUCUCCCGGCCCCAUCCAGCUAUUUCGGGGAGCAGACUCGGCCAGUAUCUGCACAUCAAAUUGGACGACUCCAACGCGGAUACAGCAGAUGACGUCAAGAGGUACAUCACCGCCAAAGUCACCGAACUGGCAACUGAACAGAAUCUCUCCGACGAAAUGAUUGCGCAAGUUCGGCAGGCAUUAUUGGCCGGCGCCGAUGGCACCUUCUUGAGUUGGGACAGAAUCAACGAAAUCAUCCACCGGAUUCCUAAAGGCCUAGCUGGAGUAUAUCAACGGAUGCUCCAGCAAAUUAACGACAAGGAAGCGCUGGUGCCCAUUCUUCAGUGGGUGGUUCUCGCUGCCCGGCCCCUCACAAUUGACGAAUUGACAGCGGCCACGGACAUCAAGGCAUCCGAUACCCUUACUGCAGCCGAUGUGACCAAGGGGGAUGUUGUGAACCUGGUCCACCAGUCGGCGAAAGAAUUCUUCCAGAGCAACCAGGUCAACGUCAAAGGAAUCAGCAUGUUCUACAUGGACGAGAGCACCCACAAGAGUCUCAUGCGGACCUGCCUCGCACACGUCGAGCAUAGUUACCUCUCCACCGGAGCGACCGAUGAGAGCUUCAACCGCAGUCCACUCUUCCUUUAUGCUGCUCAAUACUGGCCGGUGCAUUUCUAUCACGCGAAUGACGCGGUUCAAGGCCCGUCCGAGUUCUCACGUCCCUGGUGGAGAUUCUAUUGGGAGCAGGAGAGGAACGGCGGAAACGCGCCCGCGUUCACGCUCCUUCAUCUCGCUGCGUAUCUUGGCAACCAUGUCCGCCUCGUUUCGCGCAAGGAUAACUACGGCCGAACGCCGCUGUGCUGGGCCCUGCUUCUCGAUCACGGUGCUCGUGUCAAUGUCAAAGAUCGAGGCCGGUUGACGGCACUCCAUAUCGCGGUCAAUGGACAGUACAAGGACAUCAGCAAGUCUGAGCAUGGAGACACCCCGCUGAUUCGAGCCAUUCAAACGAACUCAAGGGAGAUCAUCCAGAUGCUGCUUGAGCACGGCGCGCGCGUGGACGAACUGCCCACCCCCUCAGGAGUCGCCUCUCUGAGAAGUUCUUCUGACCCGAUGGAAGAGAGGGUAGAAGAGCUACUGGGACUUCGAGAACAGAUCUUCCUCGCCCGGUACAAGCAGGCGUCGCGAAAGGUGUACCUCGUCAUGAAGGCCCUCGGCCUUUCCUUCCGCUUCCCCAUCUUUGUGGCCUUCGACCGCUGGGAGAAUAUGCCUGUGCUGCAGGAGGUCGCCAGGAGGCAAGCAUACCGUGAAUUCUUCGUCCAGCUGGUGGUUUCCAGGAAUCAGAAAGGGCUGCAGGCCAUGACCGACCUGCCGACGCAAGUGUUCCGGGAGGUCGCGCCCGGAGAUCUGCAGGCCCUUCUCGUGAUUGCAGUCCUCGUCGGCUCGGAGGCCAAGCUCGCAGCCGUCCGACACGGGUGGAGAGAAGGCGAUGCCAUCACCGCCAGAGCAUUCUCGCAUUGGGCCGCGAUCGCCUGCCAGAGAGGCGCCGAGGAAUCUUUACACUACGGCGUCCGCGACUUCUUGAACGACUUCGAUACCUCGAUCCGUAGCGGCAACCGGGAGGACAAUGUGGCGCGGACUGUGAAUGACGAGCCGCGGCCAAUCGAAUACUUCUCCGGGGUCAUCGCCGAGUUCUACGAAGGAUACAUCGGUGGCGCGCACGAAGUUGACUUGUUCAAUGACGCAAAUCAGGCAUGCGCCGGUGAAUUGGCCGGCAUCAGCCAAAACCGCGAUUCCACUAGAUUACUUCUCUUCCUGACAAGGACAGGACGGGAUCGCUUCCUCAAUUUACCCUCUGCGGCAUGCUUGAUUGUCUGCCAGGAGAAUGCCAUGUCUCAUCAGUGGCUGAUUGGCAAGGCGAUACCAGAGACGAUGGGUACCUUGAUUUCCAAGCAACCACCAGGAUUGCUUCGAAAGCGUGCGUGCAAAACCUUGGUGGAGUGCCUGAUCAUCGGGAAGCAACAUGGCUUGAUAUUGCAGGCGGCUGAAUUGAGACGAAGUGCGAAUGGAAGUCUGCAGUCUCUGCCCACCGACGUCCACGAGAUGGUAAGCCGGAUCAUCGACAUAUGA
Messenger RNA from Aspergillus aculeatinus CBS 121060, 3552 nucleotides. Its product is annotated as natch and ankyrin domain protein. Bases 1 to 3552 code for a protein of 1183 amino acids. Gene Ontology annotation, molecular function: protein binding; catalytic activity. Gene Ontology annotation, biological process: nucleoside metabolic process. The record is from RefSeq and is a predicted model, not a curated record. The transcript has 14 exons. NCBI's taxonomy places the organism in Eukaryota, Fungi, Ascomycota, Eurotiomycetes, Eurotiales, Aspergillaceae.